This is a messenger RNA of Rotaria sp. Silwood2, 774 nucleotides long. The record is from the annotation of a GenBank genome assembly. NCBI's taxonomy places the organism in Eukaryota, Metazoa, Rotifera, Eurotatoria, Philodinida, Philodinidae.
AUGCUCCGAAAUCCAACUCUAAGUGAGAAUACAAAAUGGAGACAAAAUAGUGUCACUGUGUCUGGGGGAAAUGGACGAGGAAAUCGUUCUGAUCACUUGUAUUGUCCAGCAGGUGCGAUUAUUGACAACGAAAAAGAUAGUCUUAUUAUUUGUGAUUAUGUUAAUGACAGAGCUGUUCGAUGGUCUCCUCAAAACGGUGAAAGUGGAGAAACGAUCAUUUCAAAUAUUCGAUGCUGGGGAUUGACUAUGGAUGAUGAGAGAAAUCUUUAUAUAGUUGAUUUUCGCGCUCAUGAUGUUAGACGGUAUCGAAUGGGAGAAAAUCAAGGAACAGUCGUUGCAGGUGGAAACGGUCAGGGAAAUCGUCUUGAUCAAUUGAAUAAUCCUAGACAUAUAUUCGUCGAUCGAGAUCAGUCAGUAUAUGUAUCAGACUGCAGUAACCAUCGUGUGAUGAAGUGGAUGAAAGGAGCGAAACAAGGCAUUGUUGCCGCUGGUGUUCAAGAUAGAGGAAACCGUCUUGGUCAAUUAUCCAAUCCUCGUGAACUUUUUGUGGAUCAGUCCGGUAGUGCCUAUGUAGUUGAUCAGUACAAUCAUCGAAUAAUGCGUUGGUCUCAAGGAGCUCAGCAGAGAAGCAUUAUCAUUGGUGGAAAUGGCCAAGGAAGUCAAUCGAAUCAGCUCUAUUCUCCAAUUGACUUAACGUUUGAUAGAGAAGGCAAUAUCUACGUGUUUGAUAAUGAAAAUCAUCGAGUUCAAAAGUUCAACAUUGACCGUCAUUAA